Molecule: messenger RNA, 2181 nt
Organism: Salvelinus namaycush (lake trout)
Lineage: Eukaryota; Metazoa; Chordata; Actinopteri; Salmoniformes; Salmonidae
Product: kelch domain-containing protein 7A-like
Exons: 3
Coding region: 1-2181 (726 amino acids)
Molecular function (GO): protein binding
Source: RefSeq, a predicted model, not a curated record
AUGAUCACCUGCUAUAUACCCUUAGCAGACCUGCUGGGUGUCCAGUUUGACAUGCACCUGCUGGGGAGGCUGAUGUGUUCCGUGGCCGCUGUGCUGCUCAUCUCCUGGGUUUACAGAUUCUACAGCUCCAGGGGUACAGCAGCUAAACCCCAGCUCUGUGUGAGGCCUCCUUCAGACGGGCCCACUGAAGCACCCAAUGGAAUCUGUCGGAACUGCAAGAUGGAACUGCGGCCUCAAAGCACAGCCAAACAUGACUCCAGCAACAAUGGGGACAAACAGCCUGGCCACUCACAGAUUAGCCCUGUGAGGGAUGACCUGACACCUGACAACUCCAAUACAGGGACAGGGGAAGGAGAAUUGCCCCAGACUAAAGAUAGUGGUCUGGCCAGCCCAUCAGGCCGUCUGUCCCCUUGCUUUCUGCAGAGGCUGGAGGGCAGUGUGGGUGUAGGCAGGAAACUGAGGCAAGACCUGGGGCUGCAUGGGGCCUACUCCACCUUCCUCUCAAAGGCAGAGAUCACAGUGGAGGAUGCCAACCUCGUGAUGGAGGGACCUGGGAAGCAGAGCGUUGUGCGAGGAAAGAUUUAUGAAUACUAUGUGGAAUCUUCCUCGCACUCCAUCACAGACUCCAUAUUAGGUCUGUUUGAGGGGAAUUCACUGGACUCACAGUCGGUGGAGUUUGGAAGAUGUGGCAGCAGCCUCACUGAGCCUCCCUUGUCCCUGAGCCCCAUCAUGCGUGAACUGGUUCAGAGGCCGUUCUCCCCAGUUAGUUCAGAGCCCACAUCUCCCAAUAAGCGAGCACUCAUACGCAAGGACAGCUACCUCACAGCAUCUGAAAAUUCAGAGCUCCAGAUCCCCCCUCUGACACCCAGAGCCUCAACCCCACUGAGGCCCCACUCUCGGGCCUCUUCAUCAGGGGAUCCCAGCCCUGUCAGCCCACUCAGUCCUACCACAGACACCAGGCACCCCAGUGCAUGGGAGGAGCACAGCCUAGAAACCAUAGCUGGGGCCAAAUGUAUAAAUCUGCCUCCAGAAAUCAUGGGCAGCUCAGAGUUGGAGAUCUUUAAGGCCAAGUUUGAUUUGGGCAACUGCGUGGAGGUGGAGCUGUCUAAGAAGCAUGGGCAGGCCCCUCUGCAGCAGUCAGCUCUUAGAGUGAUGUCUGACAACUACCUCCAGAUCCUCAGGGACCCAGGUCUGUAUGGGAGGCUGAGAGCAGGCGAUCAGGAUGAGAUCCAGAAACAGCGUAUGAGAGGAAGGCAGUUCCUAAUGGCAGGCAACAUGGGCCCUCAGGACUGGGUGGGGAGUAACCCUCAAGGGACAAAAAGGGAGCAGGGAGUCACCAACAUACCAUGUAGUGGUCUCUACUAUUAUGAUGAUUAUAAAGACAGCUGGCACCCACUGUGUCCCAUCCCUCAGGAAGUCAUCUCCAAAGGCUGUGCCAUGUGCACUAUGGACAACUACUUAUUUGUAGCAGUGGGGGGCUGCCAGCAGGGCGCAGAUAGAGAGAUGAAGCCUUCCAAGAGAGUGUUCUGCUACAACCCCGUAACAUCAAUUUGGAAAGAGAUCAGUCCUAUGAACGAGUCCAGGCCCCACUGCAAACUGGCAGCCCUGCAGGGCUACAUCUAUGCAAUCGGAGGGGAGUGUCUGUCUACCGUAGAGCGCUAUGACCCCCGCUCUGACAGAUGGACUUUUGUGGCCCCACUGCCCAAUGAUACAUUUGCUGUGGCCCAUCAUGUCACAGUGUGCAACGGGGAGCUCUUUGUUCUAGGAGGAACACUGAGAUACACACUGUUGCGCUACAACCCAAAUAUCAACGUGUGGAGGAAAAGCUCAAUAACGGGCAGCAAAGAGAGGACCACCGAGAUAGUGGGAGUGAGGAACUUCCUAUAUCGCUUUGAUGUCAGCCCGCAGCUAGGCAUCAGUGUGUACCGCUACCACACUGUGGCACGACUAUGGUAUGAGUGCUGCACCAAACGCCUUGACCAAUGCCUCGCCUUCCAGUGUGUCGCCUUGGACGACACCAUCUACUGCAUGAGCCACCAGUUCACCAUGAGCUUCCUGGCUGAUGAGAUCUCUCCAAGAUUUGUAUCGGAUGAUUUGAGUGUCCUCUCUGGAGCCAAGGGCAUCCUUUUCCCGUUUGUCCUCUCACUUCCUGAUACGAAGGCUCACCAGACCAGUGUGUAA